Phaeodactylum tricornutum CCAP 1055/1 is the source of this 1254-nucleotide messenger RNA. RefSeq lists its product with no specific name. NCBI's taxonomy places the organism in Eukaryota, Bacillariophyta, Bacillariophyceae, Surirellales, Neidiaceae. Gene Ontology annotation, molecular function: RNA binding; ATP binding; RNA helicase activity. The annotation marks the transcript as partial. The transcript has a single exon. The record is from RefSeq and is a predicted model, not a curated record. Gene Ontology annotation, cellular component: nucleolus. Gene Ontology annotation, biological process: rRNA processing.
UUUGAUAAACCGUCGCCAAUUCAGGCUCAAUCCUGGCCCAUUCUGACGCAACUUAAUAAUGGUCGUAAGCGUGAUAUCGUUGGAAUCGCUGAAACUGGGUCGGGAAAGACACUUGCAUUCGCUCUACCUGCGUUGUCGGCGAUGUCAGAAGAUACGUCGACACGAAAACGACGAUUGCCUCGCAUGCUGGUUCUGGCACCCACACGAGAACUUGCCAUGCAGUCGGAUGAAGUUCUGAAAGAAUUUGGCGCCGUCGUUAGCAUCAAAUCGUUGGUCGUUUAUGGGGGCGUUCCCAAGUACGAACAGAAAAACGAACUCAAAAAGGGAGUCGAUUGUGUCGUGGCCACCCCAGGCAGAAUCAAGGAUUUAAUUCAGGAACGUGCUUGCGAUUUAAGCGCCGUUGACUAUUUGGUGCUUGACGAGGCUGAUCGUAUGCUUGAUAUGGGAUUUGAAGAAGAUGUUCGCUUUAUUAUCUCCAACUGCAAAUCCAAGGAACAAGGUCGACAAACGGCAAUGUUUUCGGCGACUUGGCCUGCUGCGAUCCAAAAAAUAGCCAUGGAUUACAUGGUUGACCCAAUCCGCGUGUAUGUUGGCUUUGAAUCAAUAGUUGGUAGCAAUGGUGGAGGAGUUGACGAUUCGCUUUCCGCCAAUAAACGUGUAACGCAGAUUGUCGAAGUGGUUGAAGAUAGAGCGCGGGAUGCCCGCCUUCGUGACAUAUUGCGCAAGGUACAUAUGAAACGAGAUAACCGUGUUUUGGUCUUCGGCCUAUACAAGAAAGAGGCCGAGCGCUUGGAAUACUCUUUAAGAAAAGACGGCUGGGAUUGCUGCUCGAUCCACGGCAACAAAACUCAGGUUGCUCGAACGGCAGCACUAGCACAGUUCAAGGACGGUAGCUGUCCGCUCUUAAUCGCAACCGAUGUCGCCGCUCGAGGUUUGGAUAUCCCGAAUGUAGAGGCUGUCAUCAACUUCACUUUUCCGUUAACGAUUGAAGACUAUGUUCAUCGCAUUGGACGAACGGGACGCGCAGGGAAAACGGGGGUCAGCUAUACCUUUUUUCAGCCCGGCGACAAAUCGCACGCUGGCGAGCUUCAGCAGGUAAUGAAGCAAGCUGGUCAAGAAAUUCCAGAAGAUCUCAUGAAGUUUGGCAGUACAAUCAAGAAAAAAGAGCACAAGUUGUACGGGAAUUUUGGACCAUCUGGAGGUAUGGCAAUGAAAAAGGCGGUGAAGAUAACAUUCAACUCGGACGAAGAAUAG